AUGACUACAUCCCAACCAUUUCUUCCUUCUUUUUCAAUUUCUAUAGAAAUUCUUCCAUCACAUCAUUCAUUUUUCUUUCUAUUUCUUCCAUCUUAUCACAUCAUUUUUUAUCUUUCUAUUUCUUCCAUCUUAUCACAUCAUUCUUUUUCUUUCUAUUUCUUACAUCUUAUCACAUCAUUCCUUUUUCUUUCUAUUUCUUUUAUCACAUCAUUCCUUUUUCUUUCUAUUUCUUUUAUCACAUCAUUCCUUUAUCUUUCUAUUUCUUCCAUCUUAUCACAUCAUUACUUUAUCUUUCUAUUUCUUCCAUCACAUCAUUCCUUUUUCUUUCUAUUUCUUCCAUCUUAUCACAUCUUUCCUUUAUUUUUCUAUUUCUUCCAUCUUAUCACAUCAUUCUUUUUCUUUCUAUUUCUUCCAUCUUAUCACAUCAUUCUUUUAUCUUUCUGUUUCUUCCAUCACAUCCUUUCUUUAUCUUUCUAUUUCUUCCAUCACAUCAUUAUUUUUCUUUCUAUUUCUUCCAUCUCAUCACAUCAUUCCUUUAUCAGUCUAUUUCUUUCAUCACAUCAUUAUUUUUCUUUCUAUUUCUUCCAACUUAUCACAUCAUUCUUUUAUCUUUCUAUUUCUUCCAUCACAUCAUUCCUUUUUCUUUCUAUUUCUUUCAUCACAUCAUUCCUUUUUCUUUCUAUUUCUUACAUCUUAUUACAUCAUUACUUUAUGUUUCUAUUUCAUCCAACUUAUCACAUCCUUCCUUUCUCUUUCUAUUUCUUUCAUCUUAUCACAUCAUUCUUUUUCUUUCUAUUUCUUCCAUCUUAUUACAUCAUUCUUUUAUCUUUCUAUUUCUUCCAUCACAUCAUUCCUUUAUCUUUCUAUUUCUUCCAUCUUAUCACAUCAUUCUUUUUCUUUCUAUUUCUUCCAUCUUAUCACAUCAUUCCUUUAUCUUUCUAUUUCUUCCAUCUUAUCACAUCACAUCAUUCCUUUAUCUCUCUAUUUCUUCCAUCACAUCAUUCCUUUUUCUUUCUAUUUCUUCCAUCUUAUCACAUCAUUCCUUUAUCUUUCUUUCUUCCAUCACAUCAUUCCUUUUUCUUUCUAUUUCUUACAUCUUAUCACAUCAUUUUUUAUCUUUCUAUUUCUUCCAUCUCAUCACAUCAUUCCGUUAUCUUUCUAUUUCUUCCAUCACAUCAUUCCUUUAUCUUUCUAUUUCUUACAUCUUAUCACAUCAUUCCUUUAUCUUUCUAUUUCUUCCAUCUUAUCACAUCAUUCCUUUAUCUUUCUAUUUCUUCCAUCUUAUCACAUCAUUCCUUUAUCUUUCUAUUUCUUCCAUCUUAUCACAUCAUUCCUUUAUCUUUCUAUUUCUUCCAUCUUAUCACAUCAUUCCUUUAUCUUUCUAUUUCUUCCAUCUUAUCACAUCAUUCCUUUAUCUUUCUAUUUCUUCCAUCUUAUCACAUCAUUCCUUUAUCUUUCUAUUUCUUCCAUCUUAUCACAUCAUUCCUUUAUCUUUCUAUUUCUUCCAUCUUAUCACAUCAUUCCUUUAUCUUUCUAUUUCUUACAUCUUAUCACAUCAUUCCUUUAUCUUUCUAUUUCUUCCAUCUUAUCACAUCAUUCCUUUAUCUUUCUAUUUCUUCCAUCUUAUCACAUCAUUCCUUUAUCUUUCUAUUUCUUCCAUCUUAUCACAUCAUUCCUUUAUCUUUCUAUUUCUUCCAUCUUAUCACAUCAUUUCUUUAUCUUUCUAUUUCUUCCAUCUUAUCACAUCAUUCCUUUAUCUUUUCUAUUUCUUCCAUCUCAUAUCUUCCGUUUCUUCCAUCCAUCAUUUCCUUUAUCUUUCUAUUUCUUGAAGAUCUUAUCACAUCAUUCCUUUAUCUUUCUCAUUUCUUCCAUCUUAUCAUUUCCUUUAUCUUUCUAUUUCUUCCAUCUUAUCACAUCAUUUCUUUAUCUUUCUAUUUCUUCCAUCUUAUCACAUCAUUCCUUUAUCUUUCUAUUUCUUCCAUCUCAUCACAUCUUUCCUUUAUCUUUCUAUUUCUUCCAUCUUAUCACAUCAUUCUUUUUCUUUCUAUUUCUUCCAUCUUAUCACUUGUGCAGGUCUCCGUCCAUCAGAAUUAA
This is a messenger RNA of Acanthosepion pharaonis, 2094 nucleotides long. The record is from the annotation of a GenBank genome assembly. NCBI's taxonomy places the organism in Eukaryota, Metazoa, Mollusca, Cephalopoda, Sepiida, Sepiidae.